Messenger RNA from Meloidogyne enterolobii, 282 nucleotides. NCBI's taxonomy places the organism in Eukaryota, Metazoa, Nematoda, Chromadorea, Rhabditida, Meloidogynidae. The record is from the annotation of a GenBank genome assembly.
CUGAUAUAUAAAUAUAUUAUUUACAAACACUCCCAAACAAAACCUCAAAACAUUUUUCUACGAUUAUUUUCUUCCGCUAUGUUUUUUAAAGAACAAAGAUUUAUACUGAGAUUGUUUUUAGCAAUAAACAAAAAUUGUUUAAAAUUUACAAAAAAUCACACAACAUAUACUCGUAUUUUCUCGAUUAGUUCCUCGGAGAAUUACCUAUCCAUUGUGAAAUGGGGAAUUAAUUAUUUGAUGGAGGGGACUUAUUCAAGUUUCGAAAUUAGAACGUGCAAGUAG